Molecule: messenger RNA, 1089 nt
Organism: Saccostrea cuccullata (small rock oyster)
Lineage: Eukaryota; Metazoa; Mollusca; Bivalvia; Ostreida; Ostreidae
Product: thialysine N-epsilon-acetyltransferase-like
Exons: 5
Coding region: 110-616 (168 amino acids)
Molecular function (GO): N-acetyltransferase activity
Source: RefSeq, a predicted model, not a curated record
AAUAACGUAAUGAAUGAAUUUGCGUUCACUCUCACGAAUAAUGUUUAUGACACUUUUAACCAUUCGUACUUUCCUUGGACACAUUUUGACCUAGUUUAAAUAUUUAAUCAUGUCAGUUGUCGUACGUAAAGCAAUUGAGUCCGACUGUCAGGGCAUUUUGGAUCUCAUUACAGAAUUGGCAGUUUACGAAAAAAUGGAGGAUCAAGUGAAAAUGAAAGUUGAAACAUUACGUGAAGAUGGCUUUGGGAAUGAAAAAUACUUCCAAUGCUUUGUCGCAGAAAACCAAGAAAAUGGUUCCUCAAAACUGAUAGGAUACGUAUUGUACUAUUACAUUUAUUCAACGUGGGAAGGGAAAUGCAUUUACAUGGAGGACUUGUACGUGUCCCCGGAGUACAGAGGGAGGGGCAUCGGAUCUAAGUUAAUGGGAUCUGUUUGUAAGACGGCUGUAGAGAAAAAAUGUGCCAGAGUCCACUUUGCGGUGCUUGGUUGGAAUAAACCCUCCAUUGAUUACUACAAGCGUCAAGAUGCCAUUGAUUUAACGGAAGAAGAGGACUGGCACUUGUUCCGAUUAACCGGAAGUGCUAUCGAAAAAAUGGCAGCCAAAUGUGAUUUAUGAUAAACUAUAUAGAAAAUCUGAUUUCACAAAUUUGUAUAGCUAUAACUGGACUUUUACGAGAAGCACUGACUUCUACGGUUGACGUUUACUUGGACAUUUAAAAAUGUAUCAUGUACGGAGGGACAGAAUUGAUAAUACAUAAGAAAACUUUUCUUAUGGUUAUAGAAAUGUUUUCAGAGGCAUUUGCAUGUAAAGGCCGAGAGUUAAAGGUAAGUUGGUUGUCAUUGUCUUCAAGGACAACUUAUAUGUGCAUUGAAAUUACCCGUUAUUUUCAUUUGAUUAAAUGUUAAGCUAAAUAUUCAUAUCGUAAAAGAGCUUCCGUACAUUUUCCUAGUGUAAAAGUAAGCCGUAAACUGUAAAAGUCAGCGCUUCUCGUAAAAGUCCAUUACUCAGACAUACACUGUGUAUUUUCAGAGUCUGAAGAGACAUCGUCCUUCUAUGUCUGUUGAUAUAGUGUAACAAUAAAAAAUGAA